Molecule: messenger RNA, 1311 nt
Organism: Phytophthora nicotianae INRA-310
Lineage: Eukaryota; Oomycota; Peronosporomycetes; Peronosporales; Peronosporaceae
Exons: 1
Coding region: 1-1311 (436 amino acids)
Source: RefSeq, a predicted model, not a curated record
AUGCUCCGCCAGCUCCCUCCGCCACCGUCGCCUGCAUUGGAGUCCCUCACUCCCGAACAACCACCCUCCAAUGAUCUUGCUUCGAACGGCGAGCUGCCGCUCACAGCAAUGUCGUCCUCGUUGGCUACAGAAGCGUCUCCAGUGGUUGAGAUUCAACUGGCUCAAGACACCAACGAGAUCGAGGUCGCGUCUAUUCAAGAGCCUGCAUCUGUGGACGAGAGCGAGGAGGGGGAAAGUGAUGAACCUGACGACAGUAACGAUGAGGACUGGAGCGAUGUGAACGGGUCAACUGUUGAGGACGAAGUUUUGACCGGCGAGAGUGAGACGGAGGAAGAGGAGGUGGACAUUAGUAUCAUUUUGGAAAAUGUGGACGUUCACCAGAUUGUGGUGGAUCUCAUACGUGACGACCAGUGCGAGCGACGUUGCCUCGAAGGCAAGGCCGGAGGAACCCAGACGAAUUACGUCUACGACGAGUUCACCAGCGGUAAAGGAAGUGACCAGAUCAACUCAAUGCUUCAGCACUUCAUCCGGACAGUGCUGGUACCGGCAGGAAAAAAGCACCUCAUGGUGUAUGCAGAUAAUUGUUCUGGGCAAAAUAAGAACAACCACGUCAUCAAGUUUUUCCUGGCCCAAGUGCAAAGAGGAACGUUCGAGCGCGUAGACUACAAAUUUUUCGUGAAAGGACACACGAAAAACUCAUGUGACCGAGGGUUUGGGCACAUCCGCAAGCACAUUAGCCGCUCAGAUUGCUGGACAAUGGACCACGUAAUUUCCGCCGUCAAAGAUGCCGCAGCAUCUAACAGAACCGUCCACAUUUCACGCGGCAACGACUUCUUCAAGAGCUACAAACCUCUACUACAAGAGCUAUACAAAACACUGGCGGGGGUACAACAGUACCAGAUCUUUUCCAUGAUCAUGGAGAAGCCGGGUGUAGUGUUGUGCAAGAAGGGUCCGGACGAUGCACCGGUGGAGAAGGACCUCCGCCGAAUUGUUGACGGAGUCUUGACCGAAAACGAAAAGGUGGUGCGCAUGAUGGACCACUUCCUCGAAGAUCUGCCUGUGCGUCCGAAAAACACUGAGAAAAUUGCCGAAUUUUACAAGAACAUCCGCCCGUAUGUGCCGGACGAGUACCAGUCAGACCCACUUUAUGCAGCUCCCAGCAAGGAGCAAGGCGAAGAGGCCAAAUCUGCGAAGCAAGCUCGUCGAGAACACCGUGCUGCCAUGGCGGUUGCUGCAAAAGCCAACCAGGACCGUCGUAACAGAGAUGCUGAAGAAGCAGUGUGUCCGAUGCCGAAACGCUCGCGUAAGUGA